This is a messenger RNA of Anopheles stephensi (Asian malaria mosquito), 1536 nucleotides long. RefSeq lists its product as uncharacterized. The record is from RefSeq and is a predicted model, not a curated record. The coding region runs from base 179 to 838 and encodes 219 amino acids. Lineage: Eukaryota; Metazoa; Arthropoda; Insecta; Diptera; Culicidae. The transcript has 4 exons.
CGCGGUUUUGCGUUCAGUUUUAUGCUAAGCUCGCCAACCAGCGUGCCAGCGCAAGCGGAUUGCUUCUUCGCCCGUUUCAACGCAUUCUAAACACCGUGUUGUGUUUGUGUGUAUACCUCGGUAGUGUGUGCUCAAAGUGCCAAACCAGAGUCUAACAACACCAGCAUUCACCAUCAUCAUGUCUGUCUUGCGGACAUUGGCACUGUUGGCCAUUGGAGCCACGGUCGUGCUGGCUCAGCGUCGUCUAGCCCUACCAGAUCCCCGAAGCUGCGCCAACCGUGUGCGACAUGCGACGUAUCGUGACGCCCGUGGUGUAGCGCAUUCGUACUUCUUCAGCUGGGAGCAUGCGCCGACGCGCAGCUUGGAGGUUGACUGGCUGGACGCUCGUAACAUCUGCCGGCGACACUGCAUGGAUGCCGUCUCGAUGGAAACGCCGCAGGAGAACGAAUUCAUCAAGCAGCGCAUCGCCCGCGGCAACGUGCGGUACAUCUGGACGUCCGGGCGCAAGUGUAACUUUGCCGGAUGCGAUCGCCCGGAUCUGCAGCCACCGAACGAGAACGGCUGGUUCUGGUCCGGAUCGGGUGUCAAGAUUGGACCGACCACGCAGCGCAACACCGGCGACUGGAGCUACACCGGAGGAUACGGCCAGCAGCAACCGGACAACCGUGAAGCAGCACAGGGUAACGACGAAUCUUGCCUUUCGAUCCUGAACAACUUCUACAACGAUGGACUCAAAUGGCACGACGUUGCCUGCCACCAUCUGAAGCCCUUCGUGUGCGAAGACUCGGACGAGCUGCUGAACUUUGUUCGCUCCCGCAACCCGGGCAUCCGUCUGUAAGCUGCAGAUCUCACCAAUCUCAGCGACAGGUGUCUGUCAGUGUCUGCAGCUCCAACACACACACAAACACGCGCGCGUAAUACACGAUUCACGGUUUAAAAACACCCAGUGACCGCCCGAACAGACAUCAACUCACUAGUGCAGUAGUGGAGGAGGAAUGUUUCUGCAUUUUUGUUUUGUAUACGCCGCUCAAUGUACGAGUGUGCCACCAUUACUACUAUUCCAAUCGACCAACGGAAAUCAGUUGGCUGGGUUCGUUUCGAUCAAGGGACCGCCAGUAAACGCAAUGUACCAGCAACCGAGUAAUGAGCAACCCUUCCGGGGCGGACAGCAGGGCCGUCGAAGGCAGCAGCUGUCGGGACAGAAACGAUCGAGAGAUGGGUUUUAACCUCUUUUUUUGUAAUGUAGAUCUGUUUAACUCUGUUUACUUUCUAUUUAUUGUACUGUAAGAAAAUCGUCAACCAAUUUUUAAAGAGACUAUCGUUCACAUCGCCAGCCGUUGGCAUGGUGAUAAGAGAAACGGGAGAAACAAAACGAAAGAUCAAAAGGUUUCGAUCAGCACCAUCAGAAUAUUCGAACUCGAAGGAUUGGAAAUGUCAAACAACAACACAAAAAAAUUGGAUGAAACGUUGUUUUUAAAUUUGUAGGUUUUUGUUUUCAUUUGAACGAGAAUAAAAAGUACGGAAAUACUGUUGUAA